This is a messenger RNA of Hydractinia symbiolongicarpus, 1000 nucleotides long. RefSeq lists its product as uncharacterized. The coding region runs from base 520 to 876 and encodes 118 amino acids. The transcript has 2 exons. The record is from RefSeq and is a predicted model, not a curated record. NCBI's taxonomy places the organism in Eukaryota, Metazoa, Cnidaria, Hydrozoa, Anthoathecata, Hydractiniidae.
AAGGAGGCUAGCCUCACUUCGGAGUAACAGAGUGAUAACAAAGGGAAGCGAUUCUUUGACAUUAUUUCCAAACAUCCGAUAGUUAAUUUGCAAACACGUCACAAAACACGUGGUGUUUUUCACAAUUACUCUGGUGUAUGUGACAUCUACGACAAAAACUGAAAAAAUUUCCGUACAAAUAUUUGCUGGCAAUUUUGUCUAAUAAGUAAACCUCUAAUUGGAUGUAAUUAUUUAAAACCGAAAAAUAAGAUUUAAAUACAAAUUUAAAACGAGAAUACCUAGCCAAAGUAUAGAAAAUAAACUUUAUGUCCACAAAUUUACCAAUCAAGUAUUUCUGCAUGGUAAUUGCAUGUAAAGCUUGCAUCAAAACGAAUUUUUUAAGGACUUCGUUAUUUCAUCAUUAAGGAAGCAAUCAAGCACUGAUUAAGAGUAAAAUAAUUUUCGCAGGAUUUAAAAGAGAAGCUUCUUAUAUUAUUAUCAGACAAAGUACUGAGCUCGAAGGAGAAAGAACUCGACAUCAUGAAGAUAUAUCUUGCCAUAGGAUUGAUCCUUAUAGCUUUCACAUCUGCAGCUGAACUGAAGAGAAGUGUAAAGGGUGGGUACCGUUUCAAAAACUUCUGGAAACACAAUCCGUUCGAUUUGCGUAAGCCUAGGCUGUUUGAAUGCACACCAUUCAGCAUGUGUGAACCCGUGUCCGGCAGUGGUAAUUACGUGCGGGACGGAACAAAAUUUGCGUGUUGCAAAUUGUGUGAGAAGAAAUAUCAAAAAUGCUGCGCGAUAAAAAAGAAGCAGGAAAAGAGAAACCAUCGCGCUUAUAGAUGUCGACAAGAAAGUUUCAGCUGUCUCUGUAACUGUCAAUGCACCCUGAAAGGAUGAAGGUGAAGAACGAAAAUAUUAGAACUUGACAAAACGAAGAGAAAAAGUCAUUCGUUUUAUUGUGUAAAAAUACGCGUGUCACACUUGUAGAUUUUAUUGUUAAUAUGAGAUUCCAGAUUCUAGA